CUGAUCGAGAACAAAUGGAAAAUCUUGAAAAGAGAAACUCUGUUCUAGAACGAGAUGUGAUGCGUUUUCAACAGCGAGAAGCAAUCCUAAAGAAUGUCAGAUUAUUUGAAAUGAAAAUACCAUACGCUCGAUAUUCUGUCGCCAAGGACGAAUACACCGAAGCAAAAAAAGAUUAUCAGUCUGCUCAUGCGCAUUAUAAUAGUCUGGUUCAAGAAAACGAACCAGUGAAGCAUAGAAGAGAGAGAUUAGAAAAUGCCGAAAAAACCUCAUCACUAGAAAGAAAGAGUCUGUAUGAUCAAUAUGUCAAAACCAUGCGACAGAUUGAACAAUGUGCAAAUAAAGUGGAGCAAAUGGAAAACGAAAGUGAUGACCUUCAGAAACAAAUAAGACUCUUAAAAAGAGAAGAAAAAGAGAGAAAUAAACGAAUUGCACGUCUUCAAGCAGAAAUUACUGAGUUAGAGAGUAUUGUUAACGAGCCACCGCCAGAAGUUAAUAUGAGCAGUAUUCAACGACAAUUGGAACAAGUGGAUAAUCGUAUUAGAGAUCUUAGGAAUAGUGUCGAUGAACUUCAAUUAAAACAAGAAGAAUAUGUUGAUGUAAGAAAUAACUUUCUUCUUCAACGCGAAAAUUUUGUCAAAGAACUCAGACAAAUAGUUGAUGUCACAGAACGACGACUAAGAUCUAUUAAACAAAUUGACCAUGCAACAUUUCAGGGAUAUCAAUGGAUUCAAGCUAAUAAGAGCAUUUUCAAAAAAGAUGUAUUAUUACCUUGGCUCACGAUUAAUAUUCGGGAUAUGCAAUAUGUUGAUGUAAUUGAAAGUGCAUUGAAUAUCGGUACAAUUAAGACUUUUGUUUGCCAAACAAAAGAGGAUUACCAGACACUUACAAGAGAAGUAGUAGACAGAUUAAAGAUCCGAAUUAAUGUCGUUUGUUUUGAUCACAGACAAAUGAAUGACUUUUAUCCGCCUGUUCCUCAUGGACAAUUGAGUAAUUAUGGAUUCGAUUGCUAUGUCUUGGAUCAAAUUGAAGGACCAGAAGCAGUUUUGGUUGCAAUCUGUCAGAUGUCUGCGAUUAAUAUGAUUCCUAUUGCAAAAAGAGAUAUCGACCAUAAGUUUGUAGAGAAUAGCCGAAAAUUCAAAAGUUAUUUUGUUGGUGACACUCUCUUCAAAAUAUCCUGGUCUCGAUAUGGGCGACAAUUAGCGCAAUCAAUGACGAGUAGAAUUAAACCAUCUACUUUAUUAAGAGAUUCAAUUGAUGUUGAGCAAAAGCAACAACUUGAGAACCGAUUACAGACUGUCGAUCACAGAUUAGAAGAAGUUGAUCGGGUUUUGCGUGAGUUUAAUGAAAGUGAAUCUAUGAGUCGGCGCGAGUUUGAUGAAUUACGUGGAAGACGGGAAAAUUUGGUGGAAGAAAGACGAAAAGCUCAAGCUGCUUUGAAGAAUUUCGAACGACAGAAACUUAAGCUUGGAACCACUAAAGCAAAUUUACAAAAUGAACUGUCAAAACCAUCUUCGACUAUUGAUCAUGAACAGCAAUUAAAGCAAGAGUUACGUCAAAUUGCUCGUAAACGGGCUACGCUUUUUUUGGAUUAUAAGGAAACACUGGAUGAAGGCAUAAAACUAUUUUCUGCACGUAAUUUAGCCGCGUUGAAGCAUUAUCAAAUUACCGCGGAGAUCCACGCGCUCGUAAGAGAGACACAAGAGAAAGAUGAUAACGUGAGAGAAGCCCGAAGACUUUUCACGAUAGCUGAUAGUUUGCUAAAAGAACGGAAAGAGAAAGCGAAAAAGUUAUACGAGAUUGCUGAAAAUGCUAUUAAAGACUUGAGUGAUGAAGAAAAAAGAGAGUUCCAAGAGCUCACUCAGGGAAUGUCAUUAGAUGAAUUGGAAGAAGCACUCGCCAACGAAAAAGCCAAAGCUGAUCUUCAUUAUGCGACAAAUCCUCAAGUUAUUCAACAGUAUAACGAAAGAUUGGCAGAAAUUAUGAAUUUGAAGUCUAGGAUUCAAUCAUUAGAUACUCGAUUAGAUGAAUUAUCGAGUGAGAUGAAGACAACGAGAUUUUUCUUUUUAGGAAUUGGAUGUGCUGGUGAAGUACGAGUUAGUACUCAUGAGGAUUACGAUAAAUGGGGAAUUGAAAUACUACCAUUUAUGCGAGCACAAUUAAAUAACACAUGUAGGGAUAAUGAACAAUUGCAUGUUCUGACAGCGCAAAGACAAUCUGGAGGGGAACGCUCUGUAUCGACAGUAAUGUACUUGAUGUCACUUCAAGAACUAGCAAAAGCACCGUUUCGCGUAGUUGAUGAAAUUAAUCAAGGAAUGGAUCCGCGUAAUGAGCGAUUGGUGCAUAGCCAGAUGGUAGAGACUGCUUGUCGACCAAAUACGUCGCAAUAUUUUCUAAUUACACCCAAACUUUUGCCGGAUCUCGAAUACCACGAUCGAAUGAAAAUCUUGUGUAUUAAUAAUGGAGAAUGGAUACCAGAGAAAAUUGAUUACAAAGG
Molecule: messenger RNA, 2494 nt
Organism: Ambispora gerdemannii
Lineage: Eukaryota; Fungi; Glomeromycota; Glomeromycetes; Archaeosporales; Ambisporaceae
Source: the annotation of a GenBank genome assembly